AUGCAGGUCCACAGGGACGCGCACGCGGGGCUCCUGCUGCCAUGGGGCUGGGUGGCUCUCUGCCUGAUGAGUCUGCUGCAUCUGAACAACUUGACCUCUGCUGCCACAGAGACUACUGCCCCGGGAAUAUCUCCAUCAAUUCCUACAAAUGAGUCCACUGAGAAAACGACCAUACCUAACAUCCCUGGAAGUACCAGCUCCCACUUCCUCCCUCAGGAUAGCAAUGAGACCACACCAGCCAUCUCAGAGACAACAGUCAACUUUACCUCUACCUCUGGGAUUCCUUCAGGCUCUGGAACCACACAAACUUUUGUGCAAUCCCAAACGUCCCCAACCAUCACAGUGCCCACCACUUCAGAUAGUGCUUCCACCUCAGAGAUUACCUGGAAGCCCAGCUUGCCAUCUGUAAAUGUUUCUGAUUACUCAACUAAUAAUAUCAGUUCUGAGAUGACACCAACUACUGAACCAUAUGCAUACACAUCAUCUUCUACUGCCCCAGUUACCAUCAAGGGAGAAAUCAAAUGUUCAGGAAUUCGAGAAGUGAGGUUAGCCCAGGGCAUCUGCCUGGAACUAAGUGAAGCAUCUAGCUGUGAUGAAUUUAAGAAGGAAAAAGGAGAUGGUCUAACCCAGAUACUGUGUGGGAAGGAGGGGACUGAGGUUGAGGCUGGUGCUAGUGUCUGCUCCUUGCUUCUAGCCCAGUCUGAGGUUAGGCCCGAGUGUUUGCUGAUGGUCUUGGCCAAUAGCACAGAACUUUCCAGCAAACUCCAGCUUAUGGAAAAGCACCAGUCUGACUUGAGAAAGCUGGGAAUCCAAGGCUUCAAUAAACAAGAUAUUGGGAGCCACCAGAGCUAUUCCCGAAAGACUCUGAUUGCAUUGGUCACCUCGGGAGUCCUGCUGGCCAUCUUGGGCACCACUGGCUAUUUCCUGAUGAAUCGUCGCAGUUGGAGCCCCACAGGAGAAAGGCUGGGUGAAGACCCUUAUUACACGGAGAAUGGUGGAGGCCAGGGCUAUAGCUCAGGACCUGGGGCCUCCCCUGAGACUCAGGGAAAGGCCAGUGUGAUCCGAGGGGCUCAGGAGAACGGGACCGGCCAGGCCACAUCCAGAAACGGCCAUUCAGCAAGACAACAUGUGGUGGCUGACACAGAACUGUGA
Molecule: messenger RNA, 1152 nt
Organism: Cricetulus griseus (Chinese hamster)
Lineage: Eukaryota; Metazoa; Chordata; Mammalia; Rodentia; Cricetidae
Source: RefSeq, a predicted model, not a curated record